GCACCAGUCUACGUUACAAUAAACGAUGAAUACGAUCGCGAUAGUGUUGUUUGCAGUUAUCGCGUGCGCAAGCGCAGCGCCGCGCUACCACGAUCACUUCCAUCAUCAUCCGUACUCCCACGAUGGCGACGUUAGUUUGGAAAGGUUUAUAGAAAGAGAAAUAUUCGAUACGAGAAGGUUCUGGGAGGAAUUGAGGCGAGAGAUGUUGGGAAUAGACAAAAUGAUCACGGACUUAAACAGGAAUUUCGGCUCAUUCCUUUCAAAUGAGAAAAUUGAAGGAAAUCAAUACAAGAUCAAGAUAUCGUUGAAUGGAUUUGAAGAGAAGGAGAUUGCCGUUAAAGCUAAGAAGAGAUUGCUGAUUGUGCAAGCCGUUCAUAAAGGUGACGAUGGGCCGGAGAGGAACUACUUGGACUUGAGAACUUUGCCCGACUUCGUAGACAUAAACGGCAGUUGGACGUUUGAAAAUGGCAUACUUACUGUUGUAUUCCCAUUGGAACGAAGCGUUGAAGGAACGGAAGCCACAAUAACUGAAGCACCAGUCACACAGGCCCCAGAACACAGUCGCGAAGAAGUUGAAAGUAAUCCAACGAUCGAAGAGAACCAGGAUGCUGAUAUCGGUAUUGAGAGAGGAGACUUGGGUAAAGAUAAGAAUAUAUUAACCAAUGAAAUAUCGAGUGGGCAACGAAACGCUGUCGAAGCGACCACUUACGCGGUUGAUCUGAAAGAUGAAGUAGAACUCGUGCCGAUUCAUCGGAACGUUGUAUAUUAAAUAAUAAAAAAAAACGACGUUAUUAAUGUUGUGUAGUAUUUUUUAAUUAAAUAAAAAAUUAUAUGAGGUUUUUUCAUUUACAUAUAUUUUGUAAUUAAAUCUUAAAGUAUGUCAUCUGAUCUACGUUACCUUUGCCUAUUGAUCAUGGAACUGUAAGCUUCUUUCGUAUUUUGUACAUUUUGGGCGUUCGAAAAAUUAAUUAAUGACUAAGUGGUACCCACCUGGAUGGACUGCACAAAGCGCACCAAGUAUUAAGGAGUAGGUGGUACUUAUUUAAUAUUAAGUUGUCGAAAUUAAUCAUUUAAUUAUUUAUAUUGAUGUGAAUUACAAUUCAAUAAAAUUUACAUCGUUUCUAUUUUAUUUGUAUUUGAUUACAUUAGACCAUUAGUUACAGAAAUGUAUGUAUGAAUAUUGGCAUAUAUAACGGUUAUUCUAUAGGUUAAAUUAAAAGGUUAUUGAACCCGA
This is a messenger RNA of Vanessa atalanta (red admiral), 1234 nucleotides long. RefSeq lists its product as uncharacterized. The coding region runs from base 26 to 769 and encodes 247 amino acids. The transcript has a single exon. The record is from RefSeq and is a predicted model, not a curated record. NCBI's taxonomy places the organism in Eukaryota, Metazoa, Arthropoda, Insecta, Lepidoptera, Nymphalidae.